Prorocentrum cordatum is the source of this 1794-nucleotide messenger RNA. The record is from the annotation of a GenBank genome assembly. NCBI's taxonomy places the organism in Eukaryota, Dinophyceae, Prorocentrales, Prorocentraceae.
AUGGCCGAUGCCAUGGCUCCAUAUUGCACUUCGGCCUCGUGGUUGUGCUACCCUUCAUCCGGUGUAUCCCAGACGCAGAUCCGUUACCAUCGGAGCCUGAUCCUCACGAUGAACGGGCUCCAGGAUAAUCUAUUCUUCCAAUCAAAGAAAACAGCGGAGUGCAUGAAGUUGUUGUUAGCGGACGUUCGCGCGUCGUGGGAGAAGAACUUGCCAGGCAAGCACGACGCCAAGUGGAUCGCAACUUGCUCUCAGCGCUUCCUUGCCAUGUGCAAGCGCGUCGCCAGGGCCGAGCGUAACGAGAGCGCAUGGCUACAGCAAGCUUUGUACUGCGAGAUCGAGUCUAAUCCCGAUGGGCGCCUUGGCGCGCGACGCAGCGAUGUCGACGGGGAUCCGCCUGAGGACAAGCCAGGGGCCAUGGGCUCCUUCCUCCAGGGCUGCGGCGGCAUCGACGCCCCGAACUCGGGCGACGAGAAGAUGUCCAAGGGCACGGACUCGGGCGACGAGAAGAUGUCCAAGGGCACGAACGACGAGAGUGAAGACGAGGGCGACGGCUGUGACAAGGUGCCGUCCGAGGAGGAGUGGAGCGAGGACGAGGGCGACGGCUGCGACGAGGUGCCGUCUAAGGAGGACUUGGGCAAGGACGAGGGCGACGGCUUUGACAAGGUGCCCGAUCCCCCUGUCUAUUGGUACGGCUACGACGUCAACCAGGAGAUGGCAUGGCGGAUCCGCGCCGACGGCAAGCCUAACAAGAAGGUCUACGUCAGGGAUGGGUACAGCAGGCCAGACGACCUCUUGUGGGCGACCUGGCCAGACGGGGGCUUCUGGCAAGUGGAUGACGUCACCGUCAAUGAGUUCAAGACGAAACAGUUGCUGGAGAGGUCGACGAAGGGAUCUGGCGAUCUCUUCACGUGCACCGACGGCAGCGGGGUGAAGUACACCAUCAUGAAGACCAAGAAGACCAAGACGGUCGAUGGCGUGAUGCUCCUGGCGUUCCGCUCCACGGACCGCACCAAGGACGGCAAGGGGCAGAUCCUGCAGCUGAUGACGAAGGAGUUCGAUUCGAGCGAGGCUGCCAUUGCGGCGAUGACAGAUGCAGUCAAAGUGAUCGCGGAGGGCAAGAUCGGCGACAGCAGGAAGGAGCGUUACGCCCUGCUGCAGGAUGUCAAAAACAAGUACUUCGAGAAGGAUGGCAAACCUAAUGGGACUGAGCUCGCGACGACGCCGCCACCUAAGAAGACCAAGGUAGCUGACGGGGCCGACAAUCAGCAGUCCACUGACAAGAGGGCCAUCACCACGGGUGCAAGCGCAACUGUGGAGCUCGGAGUCGCAACCACGCCCAUCGGUAACAAGAAAAAGAAGAAGAAUAAGAAGAAGAAGACGAUCAAGAAGGCCAAGAAGCCCAAGGGCACGAGUGGCUCAGCUGCGGCUGGCGCUGUCCAGGAGGAGGUCGCGCCCCCAGUCGAACCCGACCUGAAGGGCGUCCCCAAGAGGAAGCGCAAGAAGGCGAAGGGCUCCAGGUUCAAGAAGUCGAAGACGGUGGCCUUCGACAAAGCCGACAAGCCCGAGAGCAACACCAAGAACGACAAGAACGACAACGGCGACAAGAACGACAAAGGCGACAAGCCCGAGAGCAACGACAAGAACGGCAAAGGCGACAAGCCCGAGAGCGACGACGAGAACGGCAAAGGCGACAAGCCCGAGAGCAACGACGACAAGCACGGCGACGUGCAGGAGAUCGUCAGCAGCGACGGCGACGAGCUCGUAGACAACGACACGGCCGACUUCUUCUCAUAG